Messenger RNA from Neomonachus schauinslandi (Hawaiian monk seal), 1514 nucleotides. RefSeq names its product transmembrane protein 250 (gene TMEM250). Bases 605 to 1093 code for a protein of 162 amino acids. The record is from RefSeq and is a predicted model, not a curated record. Lineage: Eukaryota; Metazoa; Chordata; Mammalia; Carnivora; Phocidae. The transcript has 2 exons.
CCCUGGCCGAGGCCCGUGUGAUGUGUCUCCAGAGCCCGUGAUCCACUCGACUGCCCUGCUUUUACACAUCCUGUACCUGCAGGGUUUCCCACCCGCGAGUUGUUUCUCUCACCAGAGAGCCACUGGGUGUUUCUCCUUUCCUGGCACCCAGUCUGUAGGCCUGUGAUGGCAUCUGCCUGCCAGGCGUGGUCACCAGCCUCCCCCAGCACCCGCGGGAGCCCAGCGCUGUGGGCGGCCCUGUUUGGCAGGGCAGGGAUGGGAGGGUGAGCGAAGCUGCGGCAGGUUACGCCUAGGGAGCCACAGCGCCAGGGCUCAGGCUCAGCAGGUGCCCCGGGACCCUGCUGUCUGGUCUGCAGCACUUGGCUCGCAGGAUGCUGAAGGGAACUCCUCCAUCUGCGGCCUGCGCCUUUGAAGUGUCCUCCGUCGCCGUGCUUGUGGCAAGAGCAGCCCCCGGGGCACGUGAGGAGUGGGAGCGGUUUCAGUGUGGCCUGGGGCUGGCUGAUGUCCCAGGACGGGGGUACCUGCCACAGCUCCUCUCUCUCACUUUCCUGCAGGCCGCCGCAUCCCCCAGGGCUCAGCUGCUGGCUUCCAGGCCUAGGUGCCCAUGACGCCUAUGCUCACCACUGCCUGGACACCACCGCUGCCCCAAGCUAGCACCACCGCCCGGGCCCCAAUGCCGGUCAUGCCCAUCCCGCGGCGGGUGCGCUCCUUCCACGGCCCGCACACCACCUGCCUGCACGCAGCCUGCGGGCCGGCGCGCACCUCCCGCCUGGCGCGCACUAAGUACAACAACUUCGACGUGUACAUCCGGGCGCGCUGGCUGUACGGCUUCAUCCGCUUUCUGCUCUACUUCAGCUGCAGCCUCUUCACGGCCACGCUGUGGGGCGCGCUGGCCGCGCUCUUCUGCCUGCAGUACCUGGGCGUGCGCGUCCUUCUGCGCUUCCAGCUGAAGCUCUCGGUGCUGCUGCUGCUGCUGGGCCGCCGGCGCGUGGAUUUCCGCCUGCUCAACGAGCUGCUCAUCUACGGCAUCCGAGUGACGGUGCUGCUGGUGGGGGGCCUGGGCUGGUGCUUCAUGGUCUUCGUGGACAUGUGAGGGCCACCGUGGGCCUGGGCUCUGGGGUUUGUUUACUGCGGCCCUGUUCUGUUCUUGAGGGGGUAGGUCAGGAUUCUGCUCUUUCCAGCCCGUCUUGCGGAUGGGUCUGAAGACCGUCCACCUCCGGCGGUGGGUCUGGGCGCGGGUGCUGAGACUGUUCUGCGAAGGGGACGCUGGCGCCCCCUCUGCUGCUGGUUUUCCGCUCCAACCCUCCGUGUGUUCAUAUUCCCCCAAAGCUCCCGUCACUGAGGUGGACACCUGUCCACGCCGUCAGGAUGGCAGGAGGGGUCUGGCCGUGCCACCUUGAAUGUCGUUGCGGCCACGUGAGGAACUGACACGUUGAACACAAAGAUGCUCGGUGUCUCGAGUGCCUGUUAUAUUCUUUAUGAAAUGAGCCACCUGCAUUAAACUUAUUUUUUUA